Dimorphilus gyrociliatus is the source of this 760-nucleotide messenger RNA. NCBI's taxonomy places the organism in Eukaryota, Metazoa, Annelida, Polychaeta, Dinophilidae. The record is from the annotation of a GenBank genome assembly.
AAUGAAUAAAUUACAAAUUUUUAAAUUGAUUGCAACUUUUCAACAAUUUAAAUUAGUAAUUUCUGAUUUACAUAGUGGAUGUCCUGCUUUGGAUACAAAUUUUGAGCGUGAAUAUUUAUUGCAUCCAUAUCUUGAUGAAACAGAUGUCAAAUAUUACAUAAAUCCAAUUAUUGAAAAUGACAGAUUUGUAUAUGGUACCAUUUUUUUAAUACAAAAUUUGACAAAUAAAACUCAUAAAUUGGCUUUUGGCCUUGGCAUUAAUGACUAUCAGCAUAAAAAACUUUGUAGAAUGUUGGGAUAUGAUGAUUUGCACUUUGUUGCUGAAGUUUGUGAUCCAAAAAAUGACUUUUUAUCAUUGUUACCUACAAAAUUGUUUGGAAUGCACCUUUUGCAAGUUUUACAGCAUAAUGCUGCUUAUCUUGGUUCAUUUUGUUUAAAAUGUUAUAAACUGAAAACUAUGUUUUUUAAUGAUGUUGACAAAUUUCUUGUUAUGAAAUUAAUAUGUCUCAUUGAGAAAAAAGUUCACAUACCACUUGUUAAAUUUAAUCCAAUGUUAGAACAAGUAGAGUUAUUAAAGAGAUUGCCCUAUCAUUCUUAUUGUCCAUCACUAAGCUAUUCAUGGGAAAUGAGACUGGGACUAAUGUUUACCAAAUGUAAAUGGACUGAAGAUUUAUUUAGUGGAUGCCUUCAAGAAGAAUUUGUUAGGGGAUAUCUCUAUUAUGCUAAUUGUAUUGAUGAUAAAGUUGCUGGUAAGGCAUAA